Penicillium salamii is the source of this 1653-nucleotide messenger RNA. Lineage: Eukaryota; Fungi; Ascomycota; Eurotiomycetes; Eurotiales; Aspergillaceae. The record is from the annotation of a GenBank genome assembly.
AUGACGAACGAGAAAAUGGUCGUGACCACUAGCCAGGUCCCCGUCGGCCGUGAAAAGACUCCAGAGAAUGCCGGAAUGGAUGAAAUGCGCCUGGAGACCGCUCUGGGUCAUAAGCAAGAGCUAUCCCGACAUUUCAGUCUGUGGAGUUUGACCAGCUUAGGAAUUAUCAUUGCAAACUCUUGGGCUUCAACAGGAGGCACGAUUGUCGCUGCGCUCCAGAAUGGCGGUCCGAUGGCGGUCUUGUAUGGACUCAUCCUGGUCAGCGUUUUCUACACGGCUAUUUCAGCUUCUUUGGCCGAGCUCGCCUCUUCUAUGCCUUCGGCGGGUGGUGUAUACUACUGGUCGUCAGUGUUGAGUCGAACCAAAGGCCGCAAGACUGGGUUUUUUACAGGAUAUCUCAAUGCUUGUGCAUGGCUACUAUCUGCCUCCUCCAUGAGCUCUAUUCUGGGCAAUGAGGCUGUGGCGAUGUACUUAUUGAAACAUCCGACCAUUGAGUGGCAUCCAUGGCAGGUGUUUAUCGUCUUUCAAAUUGUGAACUGGUCAUGUUGCGCAAUCGUCUGUCUGGGAAAUCGGUUCAUUCCAUUGAUCAACCGCAUCGCUCUGAUCUUGUCCAUGUGCGGCCUUGUCACAACUGUAAUUGUCCUCGCGGUGAUGCCCAAGCAGCAUGCCAGCAGUUCUCAAGUUUGGACUAAAUACCAUAACAUGACAGGUGGAUGGUCAGAUGGAGUUUGUUUCAUGACUGGGUUGUUGAAUGCUGCAUUUGCAGUAGGUGUGCCAGACUGCAUCAGUCAUUUAUCAGAAGAAGUGCCCAAGCCCGAGGUGAAGGUCCCUCAAGGCAUAAUGCUGCAAAUGCUAACAGCAUUCACCACCUCAUUCGUCUACCUAAUCGCCCUAUUCUAUUCCAUUCAAGACCUCGACGCCGUCUUCGCAAGCAACAUUGGGUUCUUCCCAACAGCCGAGAUCUACCGACAAGCAACAGGCUCCAAUGCAGGCGCCAUCGGUCUCAUCGCCGUACUAUUCCUUGCAACUUUCCCAACAUUAAUCGGCACUUUCAUGACGGGUGGUCGAAUGUGGUGGAGCUUAGCCCGGGACAAUGCAACCCCCUUCGCUAGCUAUUUCGCCCAAGUCCAUCCGACACUCAACUGUCCCGUACGAGCAACAGUUGCCAUGAGCGCAAUAGUUACUUGUCUAGGGUGUAUCUAUAUUGGCAGCACGACUGCGUUCCAAGCACUCAUUUCCAGCUUCAUUGUCCUGAGCUCGUUGUCUUAUUUCGGUGCUAUCUGUCCUCAUGUCCUGUCCGGUCGUCGGAAUAUGGUCCCUGGACCAUUUUAUAUGGGACAGAAGCUGGGGAUGGUGGUCAAUGUCGUCUCUUUAAUUUACAUUUUGGUGACUGUGGUGUUCUUCUGCUUCCCCUUCAUUUUGCCCGCUACAGUGCAUAAUAUGAAUUACACCAGUGUUAUCACUGUGGGCUUGAUGGCAUUGACUGCAGUGUGGUGGAUGGCGCGUGGAAGACGCCAGUAUCAGGGUCCUCAGUAUAGCUUUGAGGCUGCUGAGAGAUUGGCUGCAUUUCAAGAAGGCAAGCAGGGCCGUCGAUCCUUUAUUGAUGUCGCCGGGGAUGCACCGGUCGCCUGUGUCGAGCAUGGAAAUAGCUGA